Molecule: messenger RNA, 273 nt
Organism: Anneissia japonica
Lineage: Eukaryota; Metazoa; Echinodermata; Crinoidea; Comatulida; Comatulidae
Product: protein CIP2A-like
Source: RefSeq, a predicted model, not a curated record
GUGUUAAUAUCCAUGACAUCUAGGGGAAAGUCACUGAAGUUUUUUGCACCUCAUCAGAUGAUACCUACAGAUUGUCUGACAUGCCUAAUGGCAAUAUUGAAUGAUGGUAACUCACCUACUGAACUCAGUUCAAAGACAAUCAUUCUGCUUUUCAAUCUCGCUGCUGACAAAGACAUCCGUGAAGCCCUUCAGAGUACAUUUAAUGUUAGUGCCUUACUCGCAGCAUUCCUAAAACAGUACAGAGGCUCGCCUACUGAUCAAGUAAUCUUGCAG